AUGUUAUGGUCCAAACACCAUAUUGCUACUUGUAUUUGUGCUUUUCAUAUUGCUACUUGUAUUUGUGCAAAUCCGUUACAUGAUGAGGACAGCUUACAACAGGAGACGGAGAAUAUGGUUGAUGACGAAGAAGAGGAUGUCGUCGUCUUGGACUGUGAUGCUGAAGAAGGCGACCCACCAGAGCAUGCCGAUGAUGAAUUUAUUGUUGUCGAUUAA
This is a messenger RNA of Caenorhabditis briggsae, 216 nucleotides long. The coding region runs from base 1 to 216 and encodes 71 amino acids. The record is from RefSeq and is a predicted model, not a curated record. The transcript has 2 exons. Lineage: Eukaryota; Metazoa; Nematoda; Chromadorea; Rhabditida; Rhabditidae.